Molecule: messenger RNA, 1035 nt
Organism: Dioszegia hungarica
Lineage: Eukaryota; Fungi; Basidiomycota; Tremellomycetes; Tremellales; Bulleribasidiaceae
Exons: 6
Coding region: 1-1035 (344 amino acids)
Source: RefSeq, a predicted model, not a curated record
AUGCCCAUCCUCCCCAUGUACAGCCUGAGAUCCAACGGCAAGCGGGCGCCGGAAUACUCCAUCGAUGCACCGCCUUCCUAUCACGAGGUAUCCGGCUCGGAACUGUACCCUUUGGAGAGGAUCACUACGUAUGUCGUCCAGCCAAGAUGGCCGAUCAAGGCGAAGAGGCAGGUGGCGGUCUGCCCGAUAGGCUCAAGCAGAGAGGAAGCCAUUGCCAUCGUACACAGCGCGUUCCCCUUGCUCGCCGCAUACCCAGCCCAGCGCAUUGAGAUUCUCGCCCUGGUCUCAGUCCCAACGAGGCGGAACUUGAUUGGCCUUGGUCAACAAUGGCUCGCUCACGAGAGAUGGGUUAUCGUUCGGGACGAAGCUUGGUCUGCGCUCCGGUCUUCGCCUCCGAUCCGCCUCAGGGUGCAGAUCAAGGACGGUCCAGGGGAUGAGGCGGCCAGGAAGAAGAGAUAUCGGCUUCACAUGAUCAUUGCGGUUUGCUUCAUAUUGGCGUUCGUCGCAGGCGUCUCGGCCAUCGUAUACUUGUGUAGAAGGACGGAGUUGGCGAUGGACCGGAAGGGCGACGGAGGCGUCGGUAAGAGCGCAGUGACCUAUACCUUAGAGCCCAGGUGGCCCAUCAAGGGGGUCAGGCAGGAUGUGCUCGGUGUUCUAGGCGCUACGAAGGAGGAGACCAUCGCUAUCGUCCAAGAGAUCUUUCCUCAUCUCUCUGCCUGCCCUCCCCACCGCGUCGAGUUCCUCUCCCGCGUCUCGUCCUCCGGCAGCGCCAAGGUCACCAACGACAGAUGGGCGUCUAUCAUGGACGAAGCGUGGGCGAGCUUCGGCAAGACCCCGCCUAGUCAUCUCAAGGUCCAGAUCCAGGAUGGUCCCGGUGAGGAGGCUGCCAGAAACCGUCGUCAGAAGAUACAAGUCGCAGCCGGCAUCGGCGGAGCCAUCACCCUCUUCCUCGCUCCGCCAUUCACCGUCUGGCUCUGCGGUGGGAUGGACACUCUCGGUCCUCCGCCUGGCUGGACGCCACCAGGAGGCCACUAG